Messenger RNA from Elgaria multicarinata webbii, 3351 nucleotides. RefSeq names its product CD164 molecule (gene CD164). NCBI's taxonomy places the organism in Eukaryota, Metazoa, Chordata, Lepidosauria, Squamata, Anguidae. The record is from RefSeq and is a predicted model, not a curated record. Bases 118 to 750 code for a protein of 210 amino acids. The transcript has 6 exons. Gene Ontology annotation, cellular component: cytoplasmic vesicle.
ACUGCAGAGUUCUGUCGGCCGGGAAGCGGAGCAGCUGCGCGAGCCGAGGGUUAAACGGCCGUCCAGCGACGACCCGACGCUUUCGCCUUUUCUCCUCUCGCUUCCCUUCGUGGCGUGAUGCCCUCGGUGCGUUCUUCGGCGUUCGCUGUCAUGAGCCGCCUCCGGGAUCCCCUGGGCUGGGCGCUGCUCCUGGCGGUUCUCGCCUCUUGCCUCACCUCGCCUAUGGCAGCGGACGUGGACAAAGCUGGCUGUGAAAAAUAUACCAACUGUAGUUCGUGUAUCAAUAGUAGUGAGACGUGCAUGUGGCUUCAUUGCAAUGGAUCAGAGUCUCGCUGUGCAAAUGAGACAGAAAAACAUGACAAAUGUCCUUCUAUUACUAAAAAUGGAACAUGUUCAGAUACCCCUACCAGUGCUCCCACCAUCAGGACACCUACCACGGCCAGUACUAAUGAUACUACCACAGGUAGCACGACUAACACAACUUCACACACAGUAAAGCCUACUUCUGCUACAGUAACCACAGGUGCUGCUAGUACCAAUUCUACAGUAACCACAGGUGCUGCUAGUACCAAUUCUUCUAUACCAGGUUCUGUGUCUCCCAAGCCAACAUCCAAACCAUCUCCUCACAAAUCCACAUUUGAUGCUGCCAGUUUCAUUGGUGGUAUUGUCCUUGUGCUGGGUCUACAAGCAGUAAUCUUCUUUCUGUAUAAAUUCUGCAAGUCCAAAGAUCAAAACUAUCACACCCUCUAGGAUCUGUUGCUUCUAAGUGAACUUACAAUAGCUCAAUAUUUGUGGUUAGCUGCACCAAAAGAUCUUUAUUCCUUAUAGAAGACAACAAUUCAAAAUAUUAUUUUUCAAGACAUUUUUUUAACAAGAAAAUAUUUCUGCAACAUGCUUGGAAGAAGGUUGUGUGAAUCAUGUUUUGCUCUGCAAGAAUACUUGCAAUAUCCUGCAUGAACUCUUAUUGGCUGUCUUAAAUUUCUUUAGUAGCUGCUACUAUGAAACCUUUUCCUCUACCUGACAUGCCAAAUGUAGACGUUAAUAGGUAUUGUAUUCAGUGGCAGCAGUGUUCUUAGUAAAUAAUCUUAUAACUGCGAUGGUUAAAUUAGUUAGCCUUAGGUACAGUGUCCCUUAUAUCAUUAUUAAAAUGUGAAUUACCAGUGACUUGGCAUAAAACACUAUUUGUGUGGGAAAUUGGCUUUUUAUUGUGUACUGCUAGUAGAUUGGGACAGACGUGUAUUAUACUAUCUUUUUUCCUUAGGAAUUAUGGAAGCCCAUAUUUUUCUAUACUAGAUUAUGUGAAAAGGAUGAUUGUUUUCUAAUUUAAGUAUAAGCAGCCAUAGGAAGAAUUAUGAUCAAAGGAUACAAGUUCUUUGGUGCAUAAGGAAGAAGUACCAGUGCCUUAAUGAGUAGGCUGCAAACUGAAAUGUUUGUGUCAUCUUAUUUGUUUGAGGUACAGUGAAUGUCAUUCCAUUUUCAGCAAAUCUUCUGUAUACACAUGAACUUGAAUAUUAUUAAUAUGCCCAUCUUUAAUUCCUUUUAGUGAAGACAGUUAUCAAAAGAAAAUAAUGUAGCCAGUCUUCAUGUGCUACUUCUAAAGCAUCUGUGUCUAGCCUUCAAAUUACUUGCCUUGGAAACUACCAUUACAUGCUUUACAUUUGAGGGCACUAAUUUCAGUUGACAAACUUCCUGCUGCUCACCAUUGAUGGAUAUUUCAAAGCUACUGUAAUUCUGCAUGGAUUUGUGAGUGAUAUUCUGUCGCCAUAUAGCAAUAUGGUUUCUGUCAGUUUCAUAAAACAUUGACAGUAGUAUGAUAGAAGUGAGCAGACUGAGACUUGGAGCUACUUUAGUUUAUGAUUAUGGUCAAAACAGAUUGCCAAUUAUUGUUUUUCAAGUUGUAAUGCAAGCAUAGUUUAAAUAUUAGAAAUGCAACUUAUAGGUUUAAAUGCUUCUCCUAGAUGAGCUCCAAUGAAACUCAUGGAGGAUGCACAAUGCUUGGUAUUAAGCUGAUAGUAGCACAUCUGAGUGUAUGGCUUAUUGUGAAAUUUUCUAGUGCAUUUACUUUCUCACCUUCUCUAGCCCUUCUAGCUUGAAUAGUAUUCACUUCAAUGAUGUUGCAUAGAAAGUUUGUUCAUAAUAAUAUUUAGCCAAUAGUACUGUAACUUUAAAGAACUUUCAGGCAACUGCACUCCUAAAAGACAAUCAGCUCAGGUGUAUGAAACAGUAAAUUAACCAGCCAAUUUUCAGCAAGUAACAUGUCUGAAGUGGGUGGUAUUUAAUGGCCUUAAAGUCAUUUAAUCUAGUUCCCUAUCUCUUGUAUUUUCAUAAAUUGAGGCUAAAUAUUUGAAUAUAUUCUAAAACUAAGCAUACAUUAAUGCACUUCUAGAGAGUAACAGUUGUUUUAUUUAUUUUUUUAAAAAAACAUGCACUGUUAACUCAACCCGAUAAGCUUGUGCUUAGUAGUGAGACUUUAAAAGCUAUUUAGAGUUGCUUCCUCACUGAUUUUUGAAGGACAAUGUUUUGUCUUGCAAACUUCUGACAGAACAUUUCAAGACAAGCAGUGCUACAUAUAAUUUGAAAAUUGAAAUUUGAGCCAGUUUGUUACUGAGCCAAAAAUAAACAGCCCUAAACUAUCAUAUUCUGUGCUGUUCAAGUGCCUUAAUUUUUCUUAAUGUUGGCCUCAUGUUGGUUGAAAAAUGUGGAAAGGGGAAAGUUAGUUACUAUACUUUUCUCUUAGUGCCAGCAAUUGCUGUUUUCCAAGGACUUUAGGAAAUUCAGGUGUCACUGCUACUCUUCAGGAAGUCUGCAUUUUCUAAUUUGUUAGCGCACUGCUGUGUAUUUAGCCUUCAGGACAUUUCUAAUGUUUUCGUGCAGUAGCAUAAAGUUUUUAUUUUCUAGACCAAGCUUUAUCAAUACCGUACCAAAAUCUGGCUAAGACUGUGCAGGGAUUUUCUCUUACCAAUUAUUUUUGUUUGCUUAUCCUUAGCUUCUAUAAAUGAAUGGGUGAAAGUUAUUUUGUUUUCAAUUUUAUAGUACUAUUAAGCUGGAUAUUUGCAAGUUUGCUAACGAAAUAGAUUUUCAUUGCUUCUCUGCUGCUUGAAAUUUAGUAUAGGGUUUUUAAAAACUUGCCUGUGUGGAAUAGCUAAUUAUGUGGCCUCUAAUUUUAAGACGGUAAAUUGUGACAUUCACUCUUUAUCUGGAUUGUUCCUAAAACUCCCAUGUGCAAAUGUGUUGAAUCUGGAAUGGAAUGUUGUAGACAUUACUGUAUUGCAUAUGUGUUGUCUUCAUUGGAAGAAAUGCAAACUACUUAUAAUCACAAAACCAAAAUAAUAAAUCACUUAUUAAAAUGUU